This is a messenger RNA of Penaeus monodon (black tiger shrimp), 588 nucleotides long. RefSeq names its product extensin-like. The transcript has 5 exons. The coding region runs from base 1 to 588 and encodes 195 amino acids. The record is from RefSeq and is a predicted model, not a curated record. NCBI's taxonomy places the organism in Eukaryota, Metazoa, Arthropoda, Malacostraca, Decapoda, Penaeidae.
AUGGGCACGGUAUUCCUCUGUUUAGUUGUUUUAGCCUUACCCUACAAGGGGACCCUGGGGGUGGACUGUUUCUCCCCAACAUACCCUUUCAUCAAAAAGCCCCACCCCAAUUCAAACUCUCCCGAUUCCCGAUCCCAGGGUCUCUUUGACCCCGGCUCCCAACACUGCAACUACUACCCCCUCCUCAAUGCCUAUAGGGCAAGAGGCUUGCCCCUUUAUAAAAUCCCCCACGAGAAAACCCCCCCGAUUCCCUGCCCCGGCUCCCCUUUGACCACAGCUCCAAACACUGCAAAAACUACCCCCAUCAAUGCUACUCCAAAUGGGCCCGAUUUUCGGACCCCUCCCACAGCCCCCAAACUGACAACAUUCUUUCCAAAAAGUCCCCAAAAAAAGAGGACCCUCGUCCCUAAAACCCCCCUAGAAACACCAACUCCCACACCCCCCAUUUUCAGCCCCUCGGUCCUUAUCCCCCCUCUAGCUGCUUCUUCCUCAAAAUCUCCAAACCCAGUACCCACUAGUGCCCCAAAUGGUCUACUCGACAAACUGCUCUGCACGUCCGCACAUGUGCCAACUGGGGGGCCCCCUUAA